Molecule: messenger RNA, 1470 nt
Organism: Macrobrachium nipponense
Lineage: Eukaryota; Metazoa; Arthropoda; Malacostraca; Decapoda; Palaemonidae
Product: guanylate kinase-associated protein mars-like
Exons: 1
Coding region: 1-1470 (489 amino acids)
Biological process (GO): signaling
Cellular component (GO): glutamatergic synapse; postsynaptic specialization
Molecular function (GO): molecular adaptor activity
Source: RefSeq, a predicted model, not a curated record
AUGGAUAGAAAGACACUUAAGUUGAAAGGCGAUCUUGAAUGUCAUGUAAACGAUAGGAGGAAUUUGAUGGAAAUGAAGUCAGCAGAUGAAGAACAGGAAAAGGAAGGGAAACGAUUCCUGAGAAUAGUGGAUGAGGAAGUCAGAAAAUUAGAGGAUCUAAUAAACAACGCAGAAUCAGAUAUGGAAACGUUUAGACCACAGAUGAAUGAAGAGAUACAAGGAAAGAUCUUAGCUGCCCUGGGAAAAGCCCGCCUCCUCAUUACUCAGAAGGUUGAACAGUUUCGAGGUCUAUGUCAACAAAAUAUUGAUGGGCCAAAAGGUGAAGAACCCACCAUAAUGGCUGCAGACCUAGCUGGCUUUUGGGACAUGGUAUCAAUUCAGGUCGAUAAUGUACACCACCUUUUCAAAGAGGUCAGUGAUCUGAAAACUAAUGGAUGGAAACAGGACCAAAAUGCAGAGACCACUGAUAAUGUCACCAUAGGCCCAGUGAAGAGGAAACCAGCAAAGGUUGUGAAAAAAGCUAUGAAGACUUGUCCUGAGGAACAAAAGCCACGAGACGAGGCCCGCAAGAAACUGUUGGAUGAGAGACGCAGGGCAAUGAAGGAGGCAUUGAAAGCUAAACAAACACUACUUGAUACAAAUGGCGUAGUAAAUGAUGUGGAAAUUAUGGUGGCAGAAAACAAAACCACCCAUUUGCCGAAUUUAACAGGUGGAAAGGAGGACAAAAUAACAAAGAGCAAUGAAGGUGGUGAAGUUAAUGACAAAAUCAAGGAAGUGGAAAAACAAAGCGAAGGCCACCAAUUCUUAAAAAUAGUUGAAAACAAGGUUUCUGUAUUACAAGACCUGAUAAACAAUGCCGAAUCUGACCUGGAAGCCUUCACACCACAGAUGAGUGAGGAGGUACAAGGAAAGGUCCUCGCAGCAACAGGAAAGGCGCGCCUCCUUAUCUCACAGAAGAUAGAGCAGUUCAGAGGCCUAUGUCAACAAAAUAUUGAUGGGCCCAAACGUGAAGAACCUGCUAUACUAGCUGAAGAUCUGGCUGGAUUUUGGGACAUGGUGUCCAUCCAGGUGGAUAAUGUUCACCAGCUUUUCAAAGAAGUUAGUGUUCUUAAAGCUAAUGGAUGGAAAGAGAACCCAAAUACACAGAACACUAAUAAUGUCACCAAAGGCCCUGCAAGGAGGGAACCAGUAAAAGUUAUGAAAAAAGUAACGAAGAAUUGCUCCGAGGAACAAAAGGCACGAGACAAGGCCCGCAGGAAACUAUUGGAGGAUAGACGUAGAGCAAUGAAAGAGGCAUUGAAAGCUAAACCAGCUAAGCCUGAUGCAAAUGGCAUAGUAGAUGAUGUGGAAAUUAUGUUGGCAGAACAAAACAUUGCCCAUUUGCAGAAUUUAGGCAGGGUGAAGAUAAGGAGAAAAGGGGGGACAAAGGAGAGAGGUGACCCAGUUUUAGAAAAGGACAAAGGGAGAUGA